Molecule: messenger RNA, 366 nt
Organism: Procambarus clarkii (red swamp crayfish)
Lineage: Eukaryota; Metazoa; Arthropoda; Malacostraca; Decapoda; Cambaridae
Source: RefSeq, a predicted model, not a curated record
AUGGACGGAUGCUCGCUCAGUGCUGCUGCUCGCGAAGGUGAUGCUGUAGCUGGGUUGGUGCUGCAGCUGCUGGUGGUGCUGCAGCUAGCGACUACAUCAACCUCCUCUCACAGUCAAGAGUCCCCCGUAGCCUCUCCACCCGCCCAGGAGUCGUCAGUAGCCUCUCCACCCACCCAGGAGUCCUCAGUAGCCUCUCCACCCGCCCAGGAGUCGUCAGUAGCCUCUCCACCCACCCAGGAGUCGUCAGUAGCCUCUCCACCCACCCAGGAGUCCUCAGUAGCCUCUCCACCCACCCAGGAGUCGUCAGUAGCCUCUCCACCCACCCAGGAGUCGUCAGUAGCCUCUCCACCCACGAGUCGUCAGUAG